Pseudogymnoascus destructans is the source of this 891-nucleotide messenger RNA. RefSeq lists its product as uncharacterized. NCBI's taxonomy places the organism in Eukaryota, Fungi, Ascomycota, Leotiomycetes, Thelebolales, Thelebolaceae. Gene Ontology annotation, molecular function: ubiquitin binding; metal ion binding; phosphatidylinositol-3-phosphate binding. The record is from RefSeq and is a predicted model, not a curated record. Gene Ontology annotation, biological process: protein targeting to vacuole; protein transport to vacuole involved in ubiquitin-dependent protein catabolic process via the multivesicular body sorting pathway. Gene Ontology annotation, cellular component: ESCRT-0 complex. The transcript has 2 exons. Bases 1 to 891 code for a protein of 296 amino acids.
AUGACGAUCGCAUUCCAGAUGCCGGCUCCAGCCACCCACUACAACCCUCACCCACCGCAAUACCCAUCACAACAGUUUUCCCUCUACAGCUCUCAGCCCGUCUCCCCCGCCUCCUCGAACCCAACAACACCGCAAGGCUCCUCCCCGACCUCCCCCAGACCGAGCACCCACCUCUCAGCGCACACCCGCCAACUCCGCCCCCCGAAGUCCCCCCUCUACGUCCCCGCCGUCCUUCGACCCUCCCAGCCCCCCCGCCGAAAGACGGGCACAGGAACCCUUACCCCGCCGAGCACCAACGACGGCCUCGACGCCCGCGCGCUCCUGCGCUCCGACUCCGAUAACGGGAAAUGGGGACUCGGGCGCCUCAUGGACAGCGAGUGGCGCGGAAAACCGCUCGGUCGCGUGACUGAUCUCCCCUCUCGGGAUCACUGGAAGCCCGACGCCGAUGCUACCGUCUGCGAUGCCCUCUCGUGUACUCGCAGCUUCUCGUACUUCACAAGACGCCAUCAUUGUCGCCGCUGCGGCAACAUUUUCUGCGACACCCACUCCCCCCACCUCGUCCCACUCGACCAAAACGCCUCCUUCCACCCCCUCGGCCACCGCAGCCGCGCCUGCGAGUUCUGCUGGAGCGAGUCCAAAGGCUGGGAAGUCUCGCGCAGCUCCCGCACCGGCAGCUGCAACGGGAGCGACAGCAUCCACGGCGGCGGCGGCGGGAGCGUCAGCGGGAGCGUCAGCGGGAGCGGGAGCGAGGAUGGGAGCGAGGGCAUGCCAGCGACGCCGGUGAUUAGCUGCAGAGGGAGCGGUGCGUUUGGUGCAACGGAUGUGGGGAAGGCGAUGCCGGAGAGCGUGUCGGCGAGUGUGCCGAGGGAUUGGAAUUGGAGCACGUUUUGA